AUGACUGCCUUUAUUGUGACUCUUGCAGACUUUAUCUGCAUGGAAAUACAAGGAUUUCCCUUCUUUUUGUCUGAACAGUCGCAACCAGUAAAAUACACGCAAGAGGGGGAGUGUAGUUCACCGGAGAGCAAAGUGAAGCAUGUCUACUAUGGCGAUACAAUAACCCUUGGUGAUGAAAUUUUGGAUCCCAUAGAUGCAAUACCAGAGAAUUCCUUGAAGCACAUGUUAAAGUUGCCCAAACACUUUGAAAGGAUUAUGUGUUACUCACUCAGCAUGUUUGUUGAUGCAAUGUUAUUCGAACUAACUUUAAUGCCAAUACAGGCUGUUAGUACGUUUAUUUACAUUUUGCAAAAGGGGCAAGGGCGAAUAGUAGCUCUAUGUGAUCAUCAUUUGACAAAAUUGCUGGCGCUCGUAAAUUUUUCAGACAAUUUAUUGCCUCCUAAUGCAGGUUCACGGCAUGUUACGGAUAUUGCCGGUUCUGAACAGACGGCAUAUGAAUGGCCGAGGGAUCUGAGAUCAUAUUAUAUCGGGAACGAUAGUUAUGCGAAAAUGGAAGAUGGAACCAUUUAUCCCUUAGACAGUGACCAAGGUAAUGACAUAAUUAGUGACUUAGUCGAUGAAAUCAAUGAGGAUGCGACGACAUGCCAUCAAAGUAGUCCUAAGGAUGAUGUAAGUCCGCUAAAUGAGACAUCCCUACAGAGCCCCCAAAAUAUGGUUGAAAGUUUUGACGUUAAUGUAAGUCGGGAUCCUUCAUUCUCGUUUGAAACGAAGAAUGACUAUACAAUAUUUUCGCGAUAUAAUUCUUUGCCUUAUCUGAUAAAUCCGAGUGAGGCAUGCGGAUUUGUACGGUUCAUUGCUUUAAUAUUGACUGUAAUGAUGUUGUCGCGAAUAGACACGUCCAAGGUUUAUCACAAUAUCCGGGGUCAGCCUUUUUUUAAGCUUUACGUGAUCCUAAAUAUGUUGGAAAUAUGCGAGCGUCUUUGUAGAUCUUUUGGAAGGGACUGCACUGACACUCUUAUGCGUACUACCAUGAAAAUCUACAAACAUCUUUCAAACUUCAACGAAAUUCGUGAAGCUGUAAUCUCUGGUAUGGAUGUGAAUAGGUUUCAAAGGACUAGUGAUGUGUUACUAUCCCCAAACAACACUAUCCACAACUCAACAUUUAUCGAGAACAGUUCCGUCGAUACUGACCGCGGCAGCAUUCACUUUAGAGGGUAUGAUAAGGUUACUCCAACAACGAGUUGUCGAGAAUUGCACGAAACAUCCCCUUUUUCACCUCUUGAGAGGAAUAUAAGCUUGUCACCGGUUUUGUCUCCCGUUGCCUUCCCUACACACAAACAUCAACUGUCAAAGAACAUGGGAUGCACGAGCAAUAUGGUAACUAGACACGUAGAGAUAAGCAGUGACCUAAUCUGUCGGUCGAAUGCGCUUAUGAAAGAUCUGCCCGCGUCGAUGGAUACAAUACCAGACACCGUAUUUCCGGAAUCGUCAACAGAUCCACAGGAGUGGAGAAAUAUGUACCUAGAGUUUUUCUUGAGGUUUAUGUUGGUAGCAGCUUAUACGUUGUUUCACGCCUUUCUGCAUCUUGUUCGAGUUUUGAUCUUCAAUAUUGCAAUAAACUCAUCGGACUCGGCGAUGUUCCUUCUUAUGGUGACGAAUAACUUUGCAGAGAUCAAGUCAACUGUUUUCAAGAAGUACAACGAAACUUCCCUUUUUACUAUAGUAUCAACCGAUGCGGUUGAGCGUAUCCACCUUUGUUUCGACGCGAUGAUUGUGUUCUUCAAGAUGUCGACAGUUCAGAAUCCCUUCAACGCAUACUUGCAGGUAUCGCGGUGGUUGAUUCAGAUGUUGAUGCUAGAAAUUUUGAUUGACUAUUUCAAACACAGUUUCUUGCUCAAGUUCAACAAAAUAGAAGGUGAGAUUUUUAAACGUUACACUGAGGUUUUGAUGGCCGAUGUUUUGUUGUCGCGUUGCCAACGGCGUUUACAUGGGCUUGUUAAAUUCGAUUUCCGGGUCACAUGUAAGGGAGCCUAUUCGUUUUCCCAUAUACCAGCUAGGAGAUUGGGUUUGAUGCCCUCACCGAUUGUAGCGCUUAUCGUCUGCAACAUCCCGUAUAUUAGAAACUCUAUGACAUUCUCCAGAUUCAUAGGUGCUCUUCUUAUAUGGUCCUCACUCUUUUUUCUCAAGAUUACAUUCUCAAUUUUGGUUUUGGCACACGGCAUUAAAAAACGCCGGAACCUACUUCGGCUCAAACAGCCUAUGGACAAGAUCGGCGCACUGUGA
Molecule: messenger RNA, 2283 nt
Organism: Babesia sp. Xinjiang
Lineage: Eukaryota; Apicomplexa; Aconoidasida; Piroplasmida; Babesiidae
Product: Protein TAPT1 -like protein
Exons: 3
Coding region: 1-2283 (760 amino acids)
Biological process (GO): maintenance of protein localization in endoplasmic reticulum
Cellular component (GO): endoplasmic reticulum membrane
Source: RefSeq, a predicted model, not a curated record